AUGAGUCAGGAAUAUUUCCCAGAGGAUGACGGAAAUUGUGUUGGCGAGUCGUCCAAACAGCAUGAUCGGGAGAGCUUAGGAUCUCCACCUCGCAGCACCUCAUUACCCCUCAGACCACAAUACAUGACUGUCGGAAGCGGAGGAUACUCUACUAAUGCGGCAGAGUUGAUGGCGCAACUGGAAAGAGACUCUGGCUACAGCACUGGCAUUGCUGGGGACGGUCAGUUCGACGGUGGCGAGAUGAGAGCAUGGCGUGAGGAAUUACUCCAAGAUCGACCAACACCAGCCCAUACCCCCAAACUCGAUGGCGAAGCCAACGAAACAUCGGAAAAUGAGAGAAGGAUCCUGGCAAGCCAUGUUCACCAGCUUUACUAUAAUCAAAAUCGAGUGGCGCUGGCCAAGGCGAUUGGGCAGACCGUAGAGCUGCUGAAGGAGCUACAACACAUGAACUCACAAUGGCCAGCACACUAUCCAUCCGUUCAUCGUUCUGAGCCGUCAUUCACCAACCGACCAGCCCUUAAACACAUAUCUUCGACACGUAGUGGAACAAACUUAUCUACCAGCCCCUCUUCACAAUCCACUCCGAGGCCAAUACCUCCAAAGCGUGCAGGAACUUCGAUAGGCGAGAGUAGCACAGGCGAAACAAGUACUAUGGCAGAAAAAAGGAAGACGCCAGAGCCCAGAUUGAUCACCCCUCAAAUCGCGCAAGAAUUUUCAAUCCUCAGGCUAGACCUCAAACUGGGAGCUCUUUCACAAGCUGAGCUCGUCCACUCACUGGAAAAGAGUUCGAUCGCAUCACUUCUUGACGGCAAGAUCAGUCAGAGUGUUCGACAUCUCCUUUCGUUACGUGAUCGAAUAGAGGAUACUUCCAGCAAAGUCCUGGUUACUGGUGAUCUCAAUGCGGGAAAGUCAACCUUUUGCAACGCGUUGUUGCGGAGGAAGAUACUGCCCGAAGACCAGCAGCCGUGUACAAGCAUCUUUUGCGAGGUCUUGGAUGCAAGAGAAAACGGCGGCUUGGAAGAGGUGCAUGCUGUCCACAGAGACCAGAUCUAUGACCGUCAUGAUGAGAGCACUUAUGACGCAUAUGCUUUGCAAGAGUUAGAAAAGAUUGUGACGGACAAUGAUAGAUACAUGCAGUGCAAGGUUUAUGUGAAAGACAGCCGGCCGGUUGAUGAGUCGCUCUUAAACAACGGUGUUGUCGAUAUAGCACUAAUUGAUGCACCUGGUCUGAAUUCCGACUCUGUCAAGACCACUGCCGUAUUUGCUAGGCAGGAAGAGAUCGAUGUGGUGGUGUUUGUGGUUUCGGCGGCUAAUCAUUUCACUCUUUCUGCAACAGACUUCAUCUGGCAAGCUGCUCAUGAGAAAGCCUACAUCUUUAUGGUUGUCAACGGGUUUGACAAUAUUCGGGAUAAGGAGAAAUGCCAGCGAAGGGUUCUGGAGCAAAUUGCUAGAAUGAGUCCACGAACAUUUAAAGAAGCUUCAGAGCUUGUGCACUUUGUGUCGAGCAAUGCAAUUCCUGUUGCUCCAGCAUUGCCACCGCUUGGGAAAAAUGUUGGUCGGGAUAGUGAGGAUGGUGAGCCACCGGGUCCACCAGAUGAAGAUCAAAGCGACGAGGAUGUACCAAUUGGCAAGCAUGGCGAGCCCGGCUCUCCAGGUAAAGGUAAAGGAAAGGACAAGGAGAAGAUUGAAGAUUUUGGGAAGCUCGAGAGCGCUUUACGGCGGUUCGUGCUCGAGAAACGUGCAAGGUCAAAACUAGCGCCAGCAAAGACGUAUCUCUUGAACUGUCUGGGUGACCUCCAUGUUCUGGCCACUGUCAAUCGUGAUGUUGCGCAGUCGGAAUUGGACAGAGUAAGCAAAGAGCUCUCAGAGAUUGAGCCUGCUUUUGAGGACAGCAAGAAGCACAGAAUUGAGGUCUCGGAUCAAGUCGAUAAAGAUGUGGACGCGGCCUGCACAGAGGUGUACAAUCAUACUCGAGAUGAACUUUCGAGGACAAUCAACCGCGUCGGUGAUGCUAAUCUUGGUGUCGAAUACCCUGGUCUCUGGUCAGCCUUCCAAUACGCUGAAGAUUUGAAAUUGGCUAUGCUAGACCAGAUUGCUGCCUCUGUCAAGGUAUGCGAGGACUAUGGCAGGGCACGAUCUAUUCAAGGUGUCAGCAUGAUCAAGUCUCUCGGCUUGUUGCAUAUCGGCGACGAGUAUCACAAUCUCACGUUCAGAUCUGAUCUGAUGUUCCAGCGACGGAAAGAUGCACUGGCGCGUUCUGUUGAUACGAAUGUCGAAAUGCUUGACUUUUUUGAUCUGGGUGGAUUAUGGGAACGUCAGGAAAAAGUCGUGGGAACUGGUAUGGCGAUGACGGUGGUGGGCACUCUAGGCACUCGUGCAAUCGGUGGUUUUGGAUGGGUGGAUGGCGCCUUCGGUGCCGCUAGGGUCAUGGGCUCGAAAAACCUAAGACGCCUUAUACUACCUGGUAUCGUUGCAGCUGCUGCAGUGACCGUUGCAUACGUCCUGUCAACCAUCCCGACCUCUUUACCGUCACGCCUAGCUCGCAAGCUCUCGGCCAAUCUUGCCUCGAUCGACUACACUCAUUCGAAUGCCGAUAGGAUCUCCUCUGAAGUGCGACGUGUGCUACAAUAUCCGGCUCGGCAACUUACGGUUGGCCUACAGCGUGGUGUUGAAGAGCUGCAAAAGAAAAAGGAAGACGUCAGCAAGACCAAGCGCGAGUCCCUGGCGGCCAGGAAAUUCUUUGGCAAUCUCGUAAGGGAAAGUGGAGAAGGCAGGAGAAGAGUAGAGGCGGUGGACCUUGAGGGACCUUUGCCUGGAGGUGCAGCCUCAUAUGUCGACCAAUGA
Messenger RNA from Endocarpon pusillum Z07020, 2844 nucleotides. RefSeq lists its product as uncharacterized. The transcript is spliced from 2 exons. Gene Ontology annotation, biological process: mitochondrial fusion. The record is from RefSeq and is a predicted model, not a curated record. Lineage: Eukaryota; Fungi; Ascomycota; Eurotiomycetes; Verrucariales; Verrucariaceae. Gene Ontology annotation, cellular component: mitochondrial outer membrane. Bases 1 to 2844 code for a protein of 947 amino acids. Gene Ontology annotation, molecular function: GTP binding; GTPase activity.